Panicum virgatum (switchgrass) is the source of this 956-nucleotide messenger RNA. Its product is annotated as probable 2-oxoglutarate-dependent dioxygenase AOP1.2. The record is from RefSeq and is a predicted model, not a curated record. The transcript has 2 exons. The coding region runs from base 392 to 889 and encodes 165 amino acids. Lineage: Eukaryota; Viridiplantae; Streptophyta; Magnoliopsida; Poales; Poaceae.
GACACUACAGACAAAGGUUCUUGGACCCCACCUUGUAUUGAAAGCAGAACAUUGAAUGUGACUUUGCCCUUACAAAAACCUGCAGCUAGCGUCACAUCCUCCGAGUCCGAUAGACAACAGCUCAGCCACUGUUUCCUUGAGCAAGUUGCUGUGAUUACCAUUCAAAUAAAGAACGUCAUGUGUGUGUCGUGGGGAUAAACCCCAAAUAUUCGAGACAAUUUCUUAUGAAGAGAGUACAAUUCUACAAAGUCACACGAGUCCCACCUAAUUAAUUAACACGCUCAUUGAUCAGAUUGACCACCACUGCCAUUUUCCUUCCGUCACAUAAACACAGGCACAGGCAGUGGUGGAGAGGGCCGGGGCAGAGCAACCGAGAGCCGGAGUUACGGGGAUGAUCGGCAAGGUGGACCUCCGCGGGCUGCAGCCCGGCGGCCCGGGGUGGGAGGAAGCCAAGACCGUGGUGACCGCGUCCAUGGAGGCACACGGCGCCGUCCUCGUCUCCCACAGCGCCUUCGGCCCGGACCUCCGGCAGGCCCUGUUCGGCCGCGCCGCGCCGGAGUUCUUCGCGCUCCCCAUGGACUCCAAGCAGCGGCUCGUAUCCGGCCCGCUCAACGGGUACCUCGGGCCGAGGCCUGAAGCGCCGGCGUUCGAGAGCGCCCGCGUCUUCGAGAGGACCCUCGAUGGCCGCGUCGUGCGCAACUCGGCCGACGUGGUCUGGCCUGACGACGGCAACCCAACGUUCCGUGACACGGUCACGAGGUACGCCGAGAACAUGCUGGAUCUGAAGAGGAUGCUGGUGACGAUGAUCCUGGAGAGCAUGGGCGUCCGGAAGGAGCACGUCGACACGUUCCUCGAGUCGCCCAACUACAGCGUGCGGCCGUCGUGUUAGAAUAAAUGGGCCAAGAGCCUAUUUAAUAAAAUGAUCAAUAAAUUCCAAGACCCAUAUUUUUAAGGGA